This is a messenger RNA of Dermacentor andersoni, 1798 nucleotides long. RefSeq lists its product as uncharacterized. Lineage: Eukaryota; Metazoa; Arthropoda; Arachnida; Ixodida; Ixodidae. The record is from RefSeq and is a predicted model, not a curated record.
CUCGGGUUACGGUGCUCGCGGCAGAUAUCUCUCGCGUCGGCGCCUGCGGGACUGCGGCUGGCGCGAGAGCGCCGCGAACAGACGACGCCGCGGCGUUUGGCGCCGCCGCCACCGCGGCCGCGCAGAAAGCUGGCGGCUGUCUGGACCGUUGCUGCGCGCGGACUGCUUCCAAGGGACGCUCUCGCGAACUGCACCCCUCUUCCACCACCCUCCGCCCCUCGAAGAAGUGGACAAACCCCCACCAGACACCAAUCGUGUGUGCGCCGUUUCUCCUUGACACCCGGAAAAAAACCGACCGACCCACAGCGCGGAAAGUUCCCCGUGUUUUUGCGGCACCCGGGCCUCGUCCGUCCUCGGCCCUCCCCCCCGCCCCCCUCUCUUCAUUCAUAAUAUCCACCGCUCCCAGGCUUUUGUAUACCAGGCCGAAAUCCGAUACCAGGCGCCGAAGACAUUUUCGUGCCCUAAUUUCCAAUAACCUUGCGACCUUUUGCCUACUCCUUUAUGAUUUCGCGCGAAACCCUUACGCUGACCCCGUCUCAAGAAGUGAACAUUCCUAGAAGAUCAAGAAGGGGGUGCGCGUACUCACCCUAGUAUUACCGCGUACACGAGGGAAAAAGUGCCGAGUGGGCAAGGCUGUAAUCGCGGUUGGCUUUCUUUUGAAGCCGUACUAUGAAUAGCGACAGUGGACUUCAAUGGCUCCUCGUUCUCGCUGCGUCCUGACGUGCUGGCGAGCAAGUCACUGACACCGUUUUCUGAAAAAGAAAGAAGCCAGCGGUGCGACCACUCUCUCGAGGCGUUGAAUGCGCGGACGUCUCGUCAUCUGCCCGACCAUGCUACUCCGUCUGCUGAGCGCUGCCUCCCUGCUAGCAGCCGCGGCUGUUGCGAGUCCGCGACCGCCGGAGGAGGACGCCUUCCGGGCCAACGCCAUCGAGGUGGACCGCAAGUCCGCCUCGCCGCCGCUGCUCGCCAAGAAGAACGACGUCGGCUCCUCGGCGGCGACGUCGUCCGAGUCGUGCUCCCUGGACGCCACCCUGGCGUCGAUGACCAUGGGCGACUUGGAGAGGCUCAUCGAACGCUUCGCCAAGCUUCAGGGCAUGACCGUGUCUGGAGUCGUCAAGCAGCUCUACUCGGCGCUCUACUCGUCCAUCAAGCGAAAGGUCGCCAGUGAAGAGGGCCUGUCCCCGAUGGCGCUGGAGGCGAUCCAGGAGCUGUGCCUAGGGGGCGCUGGCCCCGCCUACCAGCUGGUGCCUCCGCACGGUCCCAUCUUCUCGGGCCUGAGCAGCGCCUUCAUGCCGAACACGGAGUUCGCGCCCCUGCCGCCCAUUAGGAAUCUCCGACCGCCGCCCGGCGCGAAGCUGGUGGUGCGGAGCGACGGCGAAGACCUGGACGCCAGCAUCACCGUCUCGCCCAAGAUGUCCCUGGUGGAAGCGCUGAGGCGCGCCGACUACAAGCUGGCCGAGGACACCGGCCGGGGAAGCGGCGUCCUCCACCUGGGAUUCUCGGCCACGCGGGCCUGCUACAUCGUCGAGUCCGUCGCGGGGCUCAGGGCGUCGCCCGAGCGCGCCUGGAAGAUCGCCAUCUCGGACCGCUUUGGAAAGUUGGUGUACGAAGACAUCUGCCUGCCGGGUACGGACGACUUGGUGGUUCAGCCGAGGAUGAAGAUCGUCCUGACCUACGUCGAAGCCAAGCGGAAAGCGCAGUGAACCCGCUUCGCAACGCACUGCCUAUAUGGGCUGCUAGCCCUCCUGCUCGGGGAAUCUUCGCCACAUCCCCCACCAUUACACUCCGUGUUAACUUA